AUGGCAGACUCGGGUCUUGACGCUGCUGCCCCCGCUCCUGUGGAGCACCUGAACAUUAAAGUCACCGAUAACAACAACGAAGUCUUCUUCAAGAUCAAGCGGUCCACGCAACUCAACAAGCUUAUGAACGCCUUCUGCGAGAGACAAGGAAAGCAGCUGUCUACGGUCCGUUUCCUCUUCGACGGUACUCGUGUACGCCCGGAAGAUACCCCCGAUACGGUACGCCUUCCCCAACCAACUGUCCCAAAGCACGGCGCUAACAUCCCUCUGAAUCAGCUGGACAUGCAAGACGGCGAUACGCUCGAAGUCCACCAGGAGCAGAUUGGCGGCGGCUGCCUCUGA
Aspergillus terreus NIH2624 is the source of this 342-nucleotide messenger RNA. RefSeq names its product SUMO family protein SMT3. Gene Ontology annotation, biological process: protein sumoylation. The record is from RefSeq and is a predicted model, not a curated record. Bases 1 to 342 code for a protein of 113 amino acids. Gene Ontology annotation, molecular function: protein tag activity; ubiquitin-like protein ligase binding. The transcript has a single exon. Lineage: Eukaryota; Fungi; Ascomycota; Eurotiomycetes; Eurotiales; Aspergillaceae. Gene Ontology annotation, cellular component: septin ring; nucleus.